Messenger RNA from Bemisia tabaci, 2852 nucleotides. The record is from RefSeq and is a predicted model, not a curated record. NCBI's taxonomy places the organism in Eukaryota, Metazoa, Arthropoda, Insecta, Hemiptera, Aleyrodidae.
UCAGAGGCGCGACAAAAUCUAGUUCAAAGUGACCAUCACUCGCGGACGCCCAAGCUCGUCUCAGCGCCCAUUUUCGGGCCUCAGAAUCGGGAACUAAAAAGUCGAAAAAGUUAUGGGUGCUCGCUGAAAUCGGAACGGAUAGUCCGUCGCGUUAGUCUCUCGGGAAAGUUUGGUGAUAACUUCGGAAGGAUGCCACCGCGACCUGAAGAGGAGAAUUUCAUAAGGCGGAGGGCCAAGAGUGUCACCCAGGCGGAGGAAAUCCAACAGAUCGAAGCGAAAGUUCGUCACUCGCAGCCGGAUAAACCAUGUCACAAACCAAGGGACUCACUUUUUUCCUGGGCUUCCGGCUUCAGAAACUUCUCUGGGCUGAUAAAUUGGGCAUUUCUACUUUUGUUCAUGGGAAGUGUACGCCUAUUUCUGGAAAAUCUCAUCAAGUACGGGAUCCGGGUCGACCCUCAGCAAUGGUUCACUGUGCUGCUCGAUGAUGCCGCUGGAAGGCAUCACCAUUUCCACCCGUCUCUUAUUCUUUUAAUUUUUACCAGUGUCCCUGUCAUGUUCUGUUUACUCAUUGAAAAAGGGUUACACCAGGAGGUGAUUCCAAAUCGAGUCGGAAUGACAGCUCAUGUCGUGAACCUGAUGGUUUUAGUUUUGACGCCGAUAGUGGCUCUGCAGCUCUACCCAUCCUACUUCAGCUUGGUGGGCGCAUCCGUAGUGUGUUUUGCAUACUCAGUGAUUUUUCUCAAGUUAUGGUCUUACGUUCACGUAAACUCAUGGUGUCGCGAAGAUUAUCAGCUGAACACCGUCAACAAAACCAAUGUACGGCGUCAAAGUUUGUCCGUCAACAAAUAUGCUUUGUCAAAUGGGAAGAAGCCACCGAUUAGUCCACCAUCCCUCAACUCCCUGGUGCACUACCCUCAAAAUUUGAACAUCCGAGAUAUUUCCUACUUCAUUUUGGCACCAACCCUAUGCUAUGAACUGAAUUUUCCUCGAACGGAUCGUAUACGCAAAAGAUUCCUGGUGAAACGCGUUCUGGAAUUACUGGUGGGUAUGCAGGUGAUGGCUAGCCUCUUCCAACAGUGGAUCAUUCCUUGUGUUAAAAAUUCUCUCAUUCCGUUUUCGAACAUGGAUGUCGCAAAAGCAACUGAACGACUUUUGAAACUUGCAAUUCCAAACCAUCUAUUAUGGUUGAUCUUCUUUUAUCUGAUGUUCCACUCAGCAUUGAAUGUGGUUGGAGAAUUACUUCAUUUUGCAGACCGUAACUUUUACUCAGACUGGUGGAAUGCAAAUAACAUCGACACAUUCUGGAGGAACUGGAAUUUCCCCGUUCAUCAAUGGGCUGUCAGGCAUUUGUACUGUCCACUCCUAAAAUUGGGAUUCAAGAGGGGUUCUGCGACAUUUUUUGUUUUCUUCACGAGUGCAUUUUUCCACGAAUACAUGGUCUCUGUUCCACUACGCACUUUCAAAGUCUAUGCCUUCAUGGGAAUGAUGUUCCAGAUACCUCUUUCAGUCUUGUGUCAUAAAAUUGAGAAGAAAUUCGGGCCGCCGUGGGGAAAUAUCAUCGUCUGGUCCUCAUUGAUAAUGAGCCAUCCCUUGUGCAUAAUGACCUACUAUCACGAUUACAUCAUAACGCAUUUCGGAAAACGGUUGUUGGAAGAAUUCAGCUCACUUUGAAUUUAGCGUUUUUCUCUCUUGUUUCAAUCCCGCAUUGUAAAUAGUUGUUAAUUAUUUUUAAAUACUUUUUAAAACAUUUUAAUACAUAAAAAAAGAUCGUAUGUAAGAAGAAAUCGGCAUUUACAUGUGUGAUGAUAACUAAAACAAAUCGUACCUGCAAAAAUUCAGUUCCUUUGAGUGUAUUUUAUGGAAUCAGUUUGAUCAAAUGUUUUACGUUUUAUAGGAGUAGCAUACAGAAAUACUUGAGCAUACAUUUACAAUCUAUGUAUAUAAUUGGUGGUCUUAGUUAAAUAUGCAUGAGAUUUGAAAAGCCACGGUGAUCAUUAAAAUGUCCAUGUAAAAUAUGAUGGUACAGAAAACAAAAAUUUGAUGAUCUUUGCUCAUUUUCUAUAUGAUACUAACAUCAUUUCAAAAAGAAAUAAACUUAGGAAAAAAAAUUAUAUAUUAUGUUAGUUUAUUCAGAACUUUUUUAGUCAUACCUACACUGUGAUACCUAAUUUGAACAUUUUACGAGGGUAUUGUUAUGAUUGUGAAGAAUGAAAUAGGAGCUGAAGGAAAAAUGUUAAUGUUUAGAUUUGAAAAUUUCAUUAAAACUUGAACCAAGUGAGUAGUCCUGUUAAACAAAAAUUGGAAAUUAUUUUAAAGCUCAAUGAUUGCUCAGCACAAAAAGUUAUAGUGUUCAAACCACCUUUUCUAUUUACGAUGGACUUUUUUACAUUAGGAUGGAGCUGAAACAUUCCAUAAGCACACAGCAUGCCAUUAGCAUACAUUUUUGCUUAAAACAGGAGAUUUUGAUCCAGUAACGUUAAAUGAGACAUAGGAGGGGAAUGGGAAAGAGAAAAAUGGCAUAUAUUAUCAAAUUAUAAUCUUCCUCCUAUUUCAUCUGUUGGUUUUCUAUAUUAACCACAUUCAUUUUAAAAAAUUUUAGCCUGUUUUAAAUGUUUAUUUUCUUGUGAGAUGUUUUUUAUGUACCGUUUUCAAGACUGUUUAGACGUUUUUAUGCUUGUUUGUACAGAGUUAUAGGAAUCUAAGUAAGAAAAUUAUUUUUGAAAUUUAAAAUUUUAAACACAAUGUAAGUGUAUUAAGAUUGAAUCUCAAAUGUUCCGAAAUGUGUGUUAUCAAGGAUAUUUUGUAAAAUUUUAGAAGUUUCCUUGGAUAAAGUACCUUUUUCAAGUACAUGA